AUGGUCAACCCUGUUACGGUCAACCCUGUUACGGUCAACCCUGAUACGGUCAACCCUGUUAUGGUCAACCCUGAUACGGUCAACCCUGAUACGGUCAACCCUGAUACGAUCAACCCUGUUACGGUCAACCCUGUUACGGUCAACCCUGAUACGGUCAACCCUGAUACGGUCAACCCUUUUAUGGUCAACCCUGUUACGAGCUCCGAAGUCCAGGAGCAGGUUCUCUUCAUGAUCAACAGAUCCUCAACCCUGGAGGAGGUGUGUCUGGAAGGAGGUGGGCUCACUAUGGCCUGUGGCCUGCGAGAUCACACCUGCUCCGCCAUCCACACCAUCAACCUGUCAGCCAAUUAUAUAGAGGACAAAGCUCUCAAUCAGGAACUGGAGAACCCAAUGUUUUCCCGUAGAGUAUUGCAUUUCUCUUUCUCAUUCCUCUUUCUUGCCCCCUCCAUCUCUCCUGGGUUGGCUAAUCUGACUCAGGGGUUCUCUCAGAACAAGGCCUUCGCCAGCUCUCUGUGUCACCUGGACUUGUCAGGGAAUACAGGCAGUCUGGCUACAGAGCAGGCUGUGAACCUGUUUAAGUUCCUUUCAGGGACAAAUGCUGUGUCUAACCUGGACUUGAGUGGAAAUGACUGCCCUCUGGAUGCUCUGUUUGUAUCUCUGUCAGCAUGCUUCUUCUCCAACCUGGCUCACCUCAACCUGUCCAGGGACCCCUUCUCACACAGGAAGUUGAGGGAGGUGACACGGACUGUAAUGGAGUAAGAGCUCUGAGCUGUGGGACUGCUAGGAACCAGACUACCCCCAGAGGUUCUCUCAGGUGAACUCUCAGUAAGUACUCAUCUGUGUGGGAAGGAGCUAGACCUGAGCGGCUGUGAGCUGAGGUCUGCUGGAGCCCAGAUGAUUCAGGAGCACAUCUUUGAAGCCAAGGCCAUCAGCAUUCUGGACCUCUCUGACAAUGGUUUUGAGAGUGACAUGGUAACCAUGGUGCUGUCCAUCGGACACAGGCACUCCAUCCGCGAUCCGGCUUUGGGACUCAACUUUGCCAUGAAGUCCAGAGCUCUAAUAACAAACGUCCUACAGCGUAUCGUCCAGCUCAUGCAGGAGGAGGAGUGUUCCCUGGAGUCUCUGUCAGUGUGUGAUUCCAAGCUGAAGACAAGCACCACCAUCCUCAUCAACAGCCUGAACUGCAAUGCCACCAGCGGCCACAAUGACAUCAGCGGCAACUGUAUCAAAGACACUGGAGCCAAAUUUCUGGCCAAGGCCUUACUCAUCAACACUAAGCUUAGGACCCUGGUCUGGGACAGAAACAAUGUGACAGCCAAUGGGUUUCUGGAUGUGGCAAAUGUUCUAGAGAAAUCCAGGCCUGUCUUCUCAGGAACAACCAGACACAAAGCUGGCCCAGGCCUUGCUACAGGCAGCCCAGACUCUCUGUCCCAGGAUCACACACAGGUCAAGCUGGCUGACUAUGUGGCUAAGAUGUCCAGACAGACAGACCUCUUCAUCCGGGACACCCUCAUACAGCACACAGGAGAGCUCAGUAUGCUUAUGUCAUUUGGAGGAACAGCUAUCCGUCAAGCAUCCUCAGUGAGAAUCACAGUGGCAGGCCAGCUGAAACCUGAAGGCCCCUCCCACACAGGGAGGGAGGCGGAUGCUGCCGCUGCUCUUGCUGCUGCCGCGGCUCUUAGCGACAGUGAUCCCCGGCGCCCUGAGCCUGCACCUCCUCAGCCCCCUAUGGACCUGCCCAUCGAAGGCCACACACUGAGGCACUACACCCGCUCCAGGCCCAGACCCAACCGCCGGAACAGCAAGCCGCCCAGCAAGCCCCAGGAGCAAGCAGCUGAGCGUGAAGAGAAUGAAGCCAAUGAGACCAUGGGCAGGGUGGAUGAGGGAGUAGAGGAGUUCUUCACGAAGAAGAUCAUCCCUGAUGACCCGCUAAAAGCGCAGAGGGAGGAGGUCCCUUACAAAGCACAACCCACAGCGUCGACCUCCACCACCCCUGCCCCUCCCAGCACGUCUGCCCUGGCCCCACCCUCCUCUACCACCUCUAUCACCUCCUCUUCCUCCUCCUCCAUCAUAACAACCUCCAACACUACUACCACAACCACCACCCCUUCCACUGCCCCCUCCAAAAACAUCAAGAAGAAGUUUGGGGACUUCUUCGCCUUCAAGAAAGUCCGUGCUGGCCGGGGGGCAAAGGGUGAGGGUGGGCCGGAGGGCAAGGUCAAAAAGACCUCCAUCGCAGAUCUAAUCAGACCGCUCAGGGAGGCAAAAGAGAGGGAGAGAGAGAAAGAGCGGGAGAGAGAGAAAGAGCGGGAGAGAGAGAAGGGGAAGUUAGAAGAAGAGAGUGGUGCUAAGGCGACCGGUGUUAAUGAUUCUGAUGCCACCAAAACAGUAAGAGCAGCAGAGGACAACACCAUGGCCCCCACCGCACCCUCUGAUGUCCCCAGCAUCCCCACAACCCUGCCCACCAGUGCCCCCGUCCAGGAGGAGGUGUCAUCUGUGUCCCCCAGCGCUCUGACCCCAAGCCCCAUCAUCAGCCCUGUCGGCGGGUUCCUGGCGGAAAGGGAGAAGAGCCGGACCCUGGAAAAGAGCAAGACCCCAGAUGGAGAGAGGAGGCUGAAGGCCACGCGGCGCUCGCUCAGGGAGGGCAAGUCCCAGUCCCUCAUCCUGCUGACAGGCCUGGAGGAUGGCGCUGCCGCACACGGAAAGAAACACGCAUCUGAAUGCACAUCCAGCUUUGAACAGCGCCUCCACGUCAUGCUCCACCGCAUGGGGGUGGCCAAGACACCUCCUGCAGACACAAAAAACAGCCAGAACAAAGAAGAGGAGCUGAGGAAAACCAACUCCGAAGGUGCAAUUCUUGACAAAAAAACUGAACCACCACCCACGUCCAUGAAGCCUCGCACUAUGUCCACAUCAGCGUCAGACACCAGGCGGCCAAUCAGAGCAGGCGUGGAGGCUCUCAGAACAGACAAGCCCCUCCUCCCAGAACGUCCCAUCGGCCCCCUCCCUCCUAAACCCACAGUGGCAGCCAAACCCCCUCUCCCAGCCCCCCAGCAGCACCCUGCUGCCGCUAGGACAUCCCUGGGGGUCCCCUGGAAGCCCAACACAGCCACGGAGACCCAGACCCAGCCAGCAGGACCAGAGCCCUCCCAGAGCCAGACCCAGCCCCAGCAGAGUGAGCCGCCCAGUCCUUCCUCCCGCAAGGAGACUCCCCCUGCCCCAUCGCCACACAGGGGCCCCAGCUCUCUGGAGAGCAGGGAGCGCACUGAGAGAGCACAAUCAGUCACAGAAGAGAGCCUUCCUAAACCCCAGUCCCGCAUGAAGCUCUCUCCCCAGCGGAGAGCUGUGUCCGUCUACGAGGACUCGCUCCUCCAGGAACAUGCUGCUCAGCUGGACCCCGAAGAGCUGAAGGCAGCGUUGCCAUGGUUGCAGAGGUCACCAGUCCAGAAACGUACCAACCUGGGGGAGCUCCCUACCUGUAGUGAGAUCCAGCUAGAGGGAGAGGAGGCAGGUGAAGCAGGGAAAAAGAGGACUGGAGAGGGUGAGGGGACGGACAGCCGGCCGGUAACAGAGGACAAGCCAGGGCCAAGCCCAGUGGGGGCCAGUCAGGUAGAGGGAAAGAGCACAGCAGAGAAGAGGGGUGAGACGGUCUCACAGCAGCACACAGCGCAGGCAGAAACAUCAGACCAAAGAACUGAACCCCCCUUAAUGGUGAAACACAUGGACUGACCUGGCAAGAGUCUAUUUUCUAUCAUGUCUACCUUUGCCUUGCACGCCAGAUUAUGUAAAAAAUAAACAAAUUAUGAACAAAUGUUUUAAAGAGCGUAAAUCCAUACCUAUACUUGUUAAUAAUAAUUAAAAAGUUGAUUCUGAAGUGUCA
Messenger RNA from Oncorhynchus masou masou (cherry salmon), 3880 nucleotides. Its product is annotated as capping protein, Arp2/3 and myosin-I linker protein 2-like. The record is from RefSeq and is a predicted model, not a curated record. Lineage: Eukaryota; Metazoa; Chordata; Actinopteri; Salmoniformes; Salmonidae. Gene Ontology annotation, biological process: cell migration; regulation of Arp2/3 complex-mediated actin nucleation. The transcript has 27 exons. Gene Ontology annotation, cellular component: lamellipodium; plasma membrane.